AUGAAUAAUGCUUUGCUAAUAAUCCCAUUUUUUGUUAUUCGGCCAGGAAACUGGGACUUAGACAGAUUGUCUCGUCAGGAUUUCUUCAGCUUGGCUUACAUGACUGCUGACCGCUACAUGUUCGAUCCGACCAAACAUAUUGGUGGAUUCGGCAUGGUGAUCGACAUGGGCGGUAUGACUUCAAAGCAGAUGACCUCACUUAGCGACAGAAAGCACAACAAAUUCUCAACCAAAAUAUGGCAAGUGAGUUGCAGCUAA
Molecule: messenger RNA, 258 nt
Organism: Protopolystoma xenopodis
Lineage: Eukaryota; Metazoa; Platyhelminthes; Monogenea; Polystomatidea; Polystomatidae
Source: the annotation of a GenBank genome assembly